Aricia agestis (brown argus) is the source of this 1246-nucleotide messenger RNA. It is a transcript of the gene bwa, whose product is annotated as alkaline ceramidase. The record is from RefSeq and is a predicted model, not a curated record. Lineage: Eukaryota; Metazoa; Arthropoda; Insecta; Lepidoptera; Lycaenidae. Gene Ontology annotation, molecular function: hydrolase activity, acting on carbon-nitrogen (but not peptide) bonds, in linear amides. Gene Ontology annotation, biological process: ceramide metabolic process. Bases 285 to 1094 code for a protein of 269 amino acids. Gene Ontology annotation, cellular component: membrane. The transcript is spliced from 5 exons.
CUUUCAAGUUUCAACUUUCAACUUUAAAAAAAAUAUAUAUUCGUCAAAUUGUAUUGGAAGUCAGCGCACGCUUUUCAUUGCUCUCAAAAACAGAAUUUUCGUAAUUGUGUAAUAAAGUCACAGAAAAGUUCUAAGGAAGAAACAAAAUAAAUAGCAAAUAACACAAGUGAUGUGAGGUGUCUAUAAUUUUUGUGACCGACAAGAUCCAGGGUUUAAAAAAAUCUAUAAACAGUAUUUUGUUGACGACUAUAAACACUGCUCGAAAACAAAGAACAAUAAGCAAAAUGUGGUCGCAUUUAGAACGUGGUAGUUCUCCUGUGGAUUGGUGUGAAUCCAACUAUUCUAUUUCUCCAAUGAUUGCAGAAUUCGUUAACACAAUUAGCAAUGUUCUAUUUUUCUUGUUUCCCCCGGUUUUGAUACAUCUGUUCCAAGGCUACGCUCGGUCGUUCAAUCCUGCAAUAAAUAUUCUUUGGGUAUUGCUGAUGGUGGUUGGCCUUAGUUCGGCUUAUUUUCAUGCAACACUCAGUCUAGUUGGGCAACUACUCGAUGAGUUAGCAAUACUGUGGGUCUUCAUGGCUGCUUUUGCAAUGUUCCUUCCUAAGAGAUAUUUCCCAAAGUUUUUACGAGGAAACAGGCGAGUCCUGGCGAUGUACUCCACUUUCGCUUCCAUUGUGUGUACGGGAUUGCUGGUGAUGCAUCCGAAAGCGAACGCCUUCGCCCUCAUGACUCUCGCGGUGCCCGCUAUGAGCUUCCUUUUCAUGGAGUUGAAUAGGGUAAAAUGUCCAAGAGUAUAUCGUCUGGGACUGCGCUGCGCAGCGGUCUGCUUCCUCGCAAUGUUCUGCUGGAUCAUCGAUAGAAUGUUCUGCGACGCGUGGCUAUCCAUCAACUUCCCUUACAUGCAUGGCAUAUGGCACGUCCUCAUCUUCAUAGCGAGCUACACGGCCCUGGUUCUCUUCGCAUACUUCAACGUCUCCGAUGAGAGACCGGAGCAGACUCCACAGCUGAGGUACUGGCCACGCAACGAUUUUGAACUCGGCGUUCCAUAUAUCGUCAUAAAACAUCCAUAUAAGAAGGAUGAAAAUCUGGCGAUUUAGAGCUGAGAAAGCAGUGAUUGACGAGAUACAAAUAAAUAGUAUUGAGUACAUCUUGUAGAUGCUACCGUAUAAUAAAUCGGGCGUAUAUGAAGGUUCCACACCACAAAUAAAAUUAAAAUGGGCAUCAUAAUACCAGUGUACAGUCUGUCAAG